This is a messenger RNA of Myotis daubentonii (Daubenton's bat), 813 nucleotides long. RefSeq names its product testis-expressed protein 101-like. NCBI's taxonomy places the organism in Eukaryota, Metazoa, Chordata, Mammalia, Chiroptera, Vespertilionidae. The record is from RefSeq and is a predicted model, not a curated record. Gene Ontology annotation, biological process: binding of sperm to zona pellucida; regulation of flagellated sperm motility. Gene Ontology annotation, cellular component: plasma membrane raft.
AUGGGGGCCCGCCACGCCCAGGGUUUGCUGCUGCUCUUUCUCCUCAGAGCCUCCUCCACUCUGGCGCAGCAUCUGUACUGUCACAAGGGCAUAUCCAUGAGCCUGGAGGAGGACCCAAGCGCAUUCAACUGGACCACGGAGAGAGUUGAGACUUGUGACAAUGGGGCGCUGUGCCAGGAAUCCCUGAUGAUGGUCAAAUCCGGGGCCAAGACGGCACUUCUGGCCACGAAGGGCUGCAACUCCGAUGGGAUACCCGCCAUAACGUUGGUCCAGCACUCCCCACCGCCCGGCAUAAUGGUGGUCUCCUACAGCAGCUACUGUGAGCACUCCUUCUGCAACAACAGAGAGAACAUCCCUGAGAUAUGGAGUCCAGCGGUGAUCCCAGCUCCCAAUAUGUCAGCAACCUUCCACUGUCCAACCUGUUUAGCUCUUGGGGCCUGUUCAAGUGUGCCUUUUCUUCCCUGUCCCAUUGAUACAACUCGAUGCUAUCAAGGAAAACUUCGGGUUGCUGGAGGAGACAUUGACUCAACUUUGGAGGUCAAAGGCUGCACAUCUGUACCUCAUUGUGGGCUGAUGUCUGGGAUAUUCACAAUUGGACCCAUGUGGGUAAAGGAAAUGUGUCCAUACCAAUCUCUCAUUCAAUCCCGAAAGGUUGGAAAUGGGGCCACCACUUGGCUUUCCAUUUCAGUUGGGAGGUUUGGACUAUUGCUGCUGCUAUUGCUAUAAUCACUCAACAGUGUUCCUGUGGAGACAUCUGUCUCAAGUCACAGAACAUCUCUUUGGACUGGGAGCCUCCUACUGCUGGUCAUGAGU